Argiope bruennichi is the source of this 6754-nucleotide messenger RNA. RefSeq lists its product as uncharacterized. The transcript has 3 exons. The record is from RefSeq and is a predicted model, not a curated record. Bases 234 to 1595 code for a protein of 453 amino acids. NCBI's taxonomy places the organism in Eukaryota, Metazoa, Arthropoda, Arachnida, Araneae, Araneidae.
GCUUCAUUCAUUUUAAAUGGCAUUUUCUGUAUUUUAAAUAUUUCCGAUAGUAUUUCUUUCCAAUAUUUUUUUUGAGUAGAAAAGUAAUUACCAACUAUUCUAAGCUAUGAUUAUGGCAACACUGUGAUUGAUGCAGGCUGUAGACAUUUCAACUCUUUUCGGAUACUCUGGCUUCGCUACUUUUAGCAAAAUAAAAAAGAAAAGGAAAAUUGUUUCCUUUUUUUAAUAAAGCUAUGGCGGGUGUUGCAGAGGGGGUAACUAUUAAAAAAGAAAUUGUAGAUCCGACAGAUUCUCCAGAACAGAAUGAUGCUUCAGAAUCUGGACAGGGGCAGUCUGAUAAUCAAAAUACCAAACUUACGAAAGUUUGGACUGAUGUUGAAACUAGAUCCUUGAUUGAGUUAGCGAAGGCUUAUAUUCCCAAAUUUAAGGAUAGUAAUUACUCUAAGAAACAGCUUCUAGAAGACAUUUCAGCCGAGUUGAAAGUAAUGGGUUAUGAUACUACCCCUGAAAAUGUUCGAAAUAAGAUGAAGUAUUUACGCACAAGAUAUAAAAAUGUUCUUGAUUACAAUGCAAAGCAUGUUGAAAAAAGGACCAUGCCAUUUGCAGAUGAACUUGUUGAACUGUAUAGUUUGGAUUAUUUUGAGAAUGGCGAAUAUUGUGAUCGUAAUGGGAAUGGCUCAAAUGAUAUAUCAUACCGUGCCAGUGGCAGUAAAAGAAGAUCAUCAACAAUACCUGCUUCUCAUGUAGAUUUAAGAAGUGUUGUUACUUCUAAAAAGAAGACUACAAAUCAGAUCAUUCACAAAGGUACAAAAUUUGCUAUCAAGAAAAAAGCAAAUACAAAAGGUCGUGCCCAGCCUUUAUAUCAAUGUGGGCUUUGUAUGGAAAAGUUUAAGACAUCUCAUAACAUGCAUGAUCAUGUUUGUAAGGCAGCAGCAAAAGCUAAUAAUGAAACAUCUAAAAGAAAAGCUAGUACUACACCUUCAAACUCAUCAAAUGUUUUUCAUUGGAACAGUCUCAUCACUAUGCAAUUUUUAGAACUACUAAAGGAUUUUCAAGAAAGCCACAAAAAUUCAAAUUUUCGCAAAGGAAAUAUCUGGAGCAACCUGUCCACUAUGAUGAAAAGACGUGGUUAUAGCAUUCUUCCAAAAGAACUUGAAAAAAAGUGGAUCACUCUUUCUUCUGCUUUUGAAAAGACUAUGAAAUACAACAAAACUCACAAAGAUAAAAAGAAAUGUGCCUUCUUCAAGCGCCUAACAGAUUUAUACAAGCAUCCUGCAUCAUUUUCAUGUUUUAAAUCUAGUGUACCAGUAAAAAUGACUGUAGAAGUAUCACCAUUUUCAUUUGCUUCUCGUGAGCCUACCAAUGCCACAUCUAGGCCAUCGACUACAAAUUCUGCUGCUCAGCGAAAAAACAGUGAAGAUCAGAAGCCAAACCAUAACAGUAUUCCAGAGCUUAUGAGGUGGUUAGAAAAUACUUGGUCUGAAUAUAAGUUGUUAGAAAAAAAGAAAGAGUUACUCCAAGCUCAACGACAUAAUGAGCUCAUGGAAAUGCUCUCUUUUUUGGUAGAUAACAGUUCAAAUAAUAGUAUGCGCUAAAUCAAGGUUCACUGGGUUUUUAUGACAUGUGGCAUUAUAUAUCUGUCCACUUAUUUAUAUCAGUUGUAUUAUUUCUGUACAUGGUGUAUCAGUGAAAUUAUGUGCUUUUCUUAAAACUGUAAUCUUGUGCUGUAUUUUUUAAAACUUUCAUUUAAUAAUUUUUCUUGAGUAACAUAAGUAUAAUUUUUGAUCUAAUAGAUUCAAAUGUGAAUUUUUUUAGAAAGUCUAGAAUUAUGUUCAAGUUUUACUGAUUGCUGCAUUUGAUUAUGUUUUGUUACAAUUGUAAAAAUAUUUAAAUAAAUACUAUAACGGAUCUAUUUGUAUAGCAAGUAAAAAUUUAAAGUAGUUAAAUUGUGGGAUAAAAACUUUUAUGUUCUAAAUAAUUGAAUACUUUGAGAGAUUUGCUGUAUUUCAUUUAAGCCAUUAAAGAUAAUGGAGUUUUAUACAAUCUUUUGGAAGUAUUUGGACUCAUUGGUUUGCUAUCUCCGGUUUCUAGUUCAAAUUGCAUGAUUAGUAAAUUUUUUAAUCUAAUUUGUGUUUUUUUUUGGGGGGGGAGGGUUUAAUUUCUGUCUUAAUAUUAGUUUUUAUGUAUAUAAUUAUGACAGUAUUAUUGACAUUAAAACAAUGAUUUUUUUAAAAAAUCAACUUUAAAUAAAUAAUUGGUGCCAUUGAAUUUUUUUUGUCAGCUUGCUCCUCUGCUAGUUCUGUCUAAGUAUGAUGUACUAUGCAUCUUGUUUAUAUGUGCAUAUGGGAGAAAUAAUAAAAAAAUGAAAGUAACAAAAUAGAAUUUAAGCUUAUUUGUUAUUCUGUGCCCUUGGAAAUUACACUUAUCCUUUCCUUUAGAGUUGAAAGUUAUUUUACCAAUUAGUAUUUCCUGUAAAAACUUUGAAUGUUAGUGAAAUUGCUGAGUACAUUCUACAAUUAGAAUAUAAUAAUUUUUUUUGGAAAUUGGAUUAUUAAAUUCAGUAUUAAUGGAUAAUAAAUCUUGUAAUAUUGAAGCUCCAAAGUUGUUUUUUCCCCCUAUUUCACUCUCUAUAUAAAAGGCUAAUUAUAUGGCACAGAGAUCACUCUUAUUAUUUAUUUAUUGUCAAAUAUCCUAUCAGUCAGAGAAAAAAAUAUUUAAAUGUCAAGAUGAUAGAAAUAAAUUUCAAACAAUUUUAUUGAACCCAAAAAUAGGCUUUACCAUUGCCAGAUGGAUAAUCCCUAUAACUUGCCUGUAAAAACCUGUUUCAUAUUUUUCAAAACUAUUAUCACUCAAAAAGGAUUUUUGCAUUAAAAUUUGAAAUUUACCUUUUUAAUGAUAUCAAUUUCCUUUCCCUACAUUUUUUUUUUUUUUUUUCAUUUUUAACACUUUUUAAAAAUUUACUUUAGUUUCAGUCUGAAACAAUAUUAUAGUGAAAUUCAACCUUAUCAAAAUACUCAGCCAAAUCUUUCCAGUGUUAAAAGUAAGUUUAAAAAAUUAUCUUCGAGCAUUAUCUCCCAAUUAUUAUUUUUGUUUUUUUAAGUAGCAUAUACAUUUUUUAAAUUUGUACCCCAAUUAUUUGUAGAAAAUGAAUUCAACUAAAUGCAUCUGUCAGUCAUAAAACAACAAGUUAAAAUGUUUUCAAGAAUGACUAUAUUAAUAAUUCCAUUGUCUUGAAAAUCAUUAAUUUGGGUGAACAGCUGACCAUCAAAGGUGGCUAUUUUGUAAUAAAUCCAUUCUCUUUAUUGGCUAAUUUAAUAUUGUUAUUGAAAAAAGAAUGUUUUUAUAGCAUUUGUUAUCAUUUAUAAAAAAUGUAAUGUCUUAAUUUAUCUUCUUUAUGUACAAUAUUUUCCAAAUGUUUUCUCAGCAUUGUGCCAUUCUUCCUUUUUAAGAUCUGAUUUUUUACAUUUGUUCAAGAUAUUAGAAUGGUUUCUAUAGUUUGUGUGAAUUCUUUGUCUUCUGGGAGUAAUUUUUUACUUUGUUAAAAUAUUCAUGUGUGUUACUGUGUGUAUAUAUAUAUACAUGUAAGUGAAAACAAGAUUUAUUACAACUUGUGAAAGAAUUUCAAUAACUGCUUUGAAAUAUAUAAAACCAUUGUGCAAAUUUGUUUGUAGCAAACAUAAUUUGUAAAAUCAAAUGCAUGGUGUAUUUCAGUCGGUUGAGGAGCCUUAACUUGUUAAAAUUAUAACAUUAAAAAUUAAAAUGCAUUUAAUAAUAGAUUGUAGUAUAGCUAUUUUUCUGACAGAAAAACAAAGUUUUAAAAUUUUCUGAUAUUUAGAUAAUUUUUCCCCUAGUUUAUCUGCCAGUGAUAUGCAAAUAUAAAACAGGUUUUAUUUAAUUGAAGAAUAAUUAAUUUUUAUUUUCUUACUGUUUAAAGUUUUUUUUUAUUGUGAUCCCUUCCCCCCCACUCCCUCUCAUUUUUAUACAAAGAAUAAAUAUGCUGUCAAAAGAGUUUUAAUGAGUGCAUAUUAUUCCAUUCAAUUUAUUUAAAAAAUCAGUACAAAAUUUAUUUGUUAGAAAAUCUAGUUUAUCACCUAAAUAGGUUUCUUUUUUAGUACAGUGGAAUCUUGCUAAUAAUCAUAAUUUCCCCUAAUUUAACACAUGAUGACAAUUUUUUUUCCAUCGAAAAACUUGUAAAAUAGGAUAAUGUGUUCCAUUUCAGGGGAAAAAAAAGUUUAUAAUAAUACUAUUUUAUUAUUUAUAGUUCUUUUUUAUGUUUUCUUUAAACAUUUUGGCCUAUGCUUCAAAAUUAGCAAAAAUAAGAUUAGCAAAUACAGUAUUAUCAUUAAAUUCAGCAUCUUCUUUAUUAUACUGGAAGUUUGUUGCUUUGCCAGGGCUGUUAUACUUUCUUUUCGUGAUAGUCUCCUGCAUAACAUCUAGCUGUGACACUGAUGUAGCUGUAUAGGCCUUUUGGUAGUCGGAUUCUGGCUAUACCAUUCUACUAGCUCAUCAAUAUCAUUGCUAGCCAGGAACACAAUUUGGUUGAUUAUAGACUCCAUAAACGCUUGCUCAAACCUCCCCAACAACUCUAGCUAAAUCUUCUUCCAUGUAGACAUGAGGGUUCUUUUGAUGAUCUCCAUCCAUGCCUUGUUGAUCAUUUGGUGGUUGACAACUCUAUCCAACCAUUCUUCCAUACUAAAAUAUAGAUUCUCUAAGUUACCCCCUUCCAUUCCUUGUUGACCGUCUUUCAAGUAAAAAAUUAUAUGAACUAUAAAUCUCCUUAAUCUUAUUCUUGUUUUGGGGAAUCGAGUUGAUCAUUGUUGUAGGUCAACAAUGAUUGACCUCAAUGGGGAUUUUUUUUUAUCGCUGCUUUUUUAUGGUGUUUCCUUUGUCAAAAAAUGCUGAGCCAUGCUUGUGUUAUACACUAACAACAUUAAACAAUAAAAUACUAGCUGAAUGAGUACUUUUAGUGCAAUGUAUUAAUAUCUCACUGGCCAGAAUCUUACUUUUUUUGUUUGUUUAAGUCACAGUGAUAAAAUUUUCAGUGUUUCAUACAUUAUUGAAUUACAUCUCCCCGCAAAUUUCAAUUUAGGACCAUGAUGCUUAUUAAAAUAUUUCACAUUUUUCAGUUAUUAUAAAUUUUACUGCCAUCUGCUAAUUUGAAAGGCUAACAUCAACGAACAAGCAUAAACAAUAGAUUGAUAACUGAUAUACAAAUAGUAUCCUGCUUGUAAUGUCAUGAUGUCUCUUUUUCACUUGGAAGGGUCUCAUAAAGCAAGAUUUGACUGUAUAGUCAGUAUAUAUUUGACUGUAUAAAUAAGGCUAAUAAAUUCUCAUUUUAUUACUAGCAGUUUACUGAAUAUCUUGAAUUUGAAACAAUCUGCAAUGAAUUUUUUUGCUGAGAAUUAUAUGUGCUUUAUGUUUUGCCAUCAUUGCCUUAUUUAAAAUUUUACUAAGAUAUUGAAAUUGUUGAAUAAACUAAUCAAAGUUAAUUAUUAAAAUUUUAUUAAACUUAAUCAAAUAUUAAUUAAUUUGAUCUUUUAGAAAUUAAAAGCAUAAUGUUUAAUGAUUAUUGUUUCUAAUGUUUCAGAAAGGUUUUUUCCCCCCUUUGCAAAUUAUGGUAGUUCAUGUAUUUUUAUUCUCUUAUUUAACAACUUUUAUCUUAGUUAAUUGAGCAUGUUUGCUUCCUUCUUUCUAAAUGAUUAACAUUUAUUAAUUAAAAAACAUUUCAAGUUUUCAAUUUGCGAGUUUUAUUUCAAUCUGUUGUGUAAAUAUUUCAGCUUUAAUUUGUUGCUAAGGGUACAAAUCGUUGCUGGCAAUCAAUCCUUUGUUUAAUGUUCUUUUGAAUAUGUGAAAGUGUUGAACAUGUUGUGUGCAUGCAUGUGCAUCUGCUUCAUAAGUAGUUAUGCUUUCUUCAAAGCUUUUUCUUCUUUUUUUCCAAAAAAAGAAAUAAGGAGAGGAGAAAAUAUAUAUCGCUACUUUUUGUCAUUUUGUGUAUUAUAAAUUUUGCACAUAGUACUAAUUUGUAUAAUAGCAAUAAUGGGUAAAGUUUAUUUCCUAUAUUUGUUAUUUCAAAUUUCUUAUCUUUAUUGACAGAAUGAGACUUUCUUAAUGUCUGCCAUUUUGAAUAUUGUUUAGUACUACUGAGAAAGUUUAGUGUUAAAGUAUUUCUUUAUUUAUUCAUUCAUUGUUGACUUUUAAAAAAAGGUAUUAAUUCAUUUUCGUAUAUUUCAUUUUUCUUUGUACAUUUGCUUUCCAUUUUUCAUGUUUUCUUUUGAAGUUGUUAAGCAUGAAGUGGUGCAUUUUUUCCUUUUUGUUUUCUUAUUGUUUCAAACUUAAAAUUUUAAGUUUCUUAUGAGGUGCCAACACUUAUACAACUUUUAUAAAGCAAUACAUUCUCCAUUGUAAAGAAUGGAUAACUUUUUUUACCCUAUUAUAAUGGAGGAAAUCUUGUGUUACUUAUCGUUAGCAAUUAUUUAUAUAUUUUUUUUAUGCUUGACUUGUCAUGUUUAUUAAGUAUGGUAAAUUCUUUUCAGUUUUAUUAAUUAAUUUGUCUUUGGAAUUUCAAUUGCAAUGAAAUUAAUGUAGGACAGAUAUUUAAAAAUAUUGACUAAAUUAAAAUGAUUUCUUAAAAUUCGAUUCUUAUGCCUUUUUUAUAUUGUUUUGUUUUAUUGACUUUAAUAAAAUCAUUUUAUUUGUGUUAAUGACUCUGGGCGUUUAUAAAUUUGCAAGCAAAAAAUUAUAGAAUCUUUUUUUU